Messenger RNA from Acanthamoeba castellanii str. Neff, 711 nucleotides. RefSeq lists its product as uncharacterized. Bases 1 to 711 code for a protein of 236 amino acids. The record is from RefSeq and is a predicted model, not a curated record. Gene Ontology annotation, biological process: signal transduction; activation of GTPase activity. Gene Ontology annotation, molecular function: GTPase activator activity. The transcript is spliced from 3 exons. NCBI's taxonomy places the organism in Eukaryota, Discosea, Longamoebia, Acanthamoebidae.
AUGUCGGCAGCCAACCUGGCGAUGAUCUUCUCGCCUAAUCUUCUGCGAACAGAGAAGGAGGAACUGUCGCAGAUCAUGAUGGAAGCUGGCUACCUGACCAGCGUUGUAAAGUUGAUGAUCGAGGAGAUUGACUACAUGACCAACAAAACCGACCAACCGGCGACAGUCAAGAUGUCGGGGGGCUCACAGAUUGUCAUGCCCAAGGCGGACCUGAUACCGCUGGCUGAGAUGCAGAGGCGAAUGUCGCUGCAUGGCAGUUCGAGCGAGAUCAGAACGUUCCUCGAGACUCAGGCCGCGGAGCAGCAGCAGCAGACGGAGGGUGCGAGCGAGGACGGUAAGGGAGACAAGGAAGAGGAGAAGGCCAAGAAGUUGGCCGGCGACGAAAGCGGUUCGCCGCCGGAGAUCUCGGCCAGCGAGCUGAAGAAGAAGGAACUGGAGGACAUCAAGCAGAAGGUCAAAGAGAAGGAGGAUCUCCUCAAGCACCUGCGAGAGCAACUCGACGAGGACAGCGACGAAGACGAGGUGGAUGCCGGCGGCGAGGGCAGCGAAGGCGAGGGCAAGAGCGACGGCGAAGGUGGCGAGGGAGGCGCCAGCAAGGCCAAGACGAGUACGGACGAAGAGGCCGACAGCAAGGCCAAGAACGACAACGAGGCCCACAGCAGCAAGAUCACGUCGUCCACCCUUCUACUUGACGAGUUUGGAGGCAGGUGA